Molecule: messenger RNA, 3687 nt
Organism: Loxodonta africana (African savanna elephant)
Lineage: Eukaryota; Metazoa; Chordata; Mammalia; Proboscidea; Elephantidae
Product: alpha-ketoglutarate dehydrogenase component 4-like
Exons: 1
Coding region: 2623-3012 (129 amino acids)
Biological process (GO): 2-oxoglutarate metabolic process
Molecular function (GO): oxoglutarate dehydrogenase (succinyl-transferring) activity
Source: RefSeq, a predicted model, not a curated record
UUUUUUUUUGUAAGCACUUCCGGUACCAGGUGAUACUCUAGGUUCAACUUAUAUUUUCCCUGCCCCAGGCCUAGAAUCACCUAGUUCUGCAAGGAGCCCUGGCUUCUUUAAUUGAAGAAUGGUAUUUAAAAACCAAGAUCUGGAUGCUAGAUACACUCACUGAUACUGGGGUGCCAAUGCUUAUAAUACCCCCUUGGUGGAGUUAGGAAAAAAUAUGAAUGUGUGUAUAUAAUGCAAACACACAUCUGUAUUUACCUGUCAUGUAUAAAUAAACCUCGAAUUCCAGUCUAGCAACACAGAAUUCUAGCCUCCCCCCCUUUCCUUAUUUGUAACUUCUCCCAAUGAGAAACCUAGUUGAUUAUCUAUAGUAUAUUUAUUUCUUGAACAAAUCAAUACAAAUAAAAAUAUUAAUACUUUCAGUUUCUAACUUGCACCCUUGUGAGAAACAAAUUUACCAACUAGAGUACUUUUUUUUGUGUGUGUCACAAAUAUGCAUCAGGAAUUUGUGACUAAAUUUAUUUACUAGGAUCCUAUUUGUAUCUAUAUUGUGAAGUUUUUGGGUUUCAAACAUACGAAUUAACCAUACCUCUCCUAUCACUGGAUUUUGCGUGAAACAAACAGAGAAGACAAAAAGUCUAAUGGGGAUCAGAUUAUCUGCUUUAUUGAUGUUAAAGCUAGAUUAAAGAGCAGUUUUGAUUGGAAGAAAAAAUGGAACUCCUGCUUUCCGGCAAGGCACACCUAGGACCAGCUUAUGGGAAGAACUGGGUGUACGGAGCACACUUAGUGUGUAAAUCUCCUUCAUGGCCCCUCGGCAAUGUUGCUGAACAGAACACAGGCAACUUUGACAAGUGAGGUAAACAAAUUGACCAAGCCUCUUCCCCCACAGGCAGAAAUGUGAAGAGCAAAAGAGACCUGCUGCCCCUGGAUGAAAAAUCAAUUUUAUGUUAAAAUUGCCAUGGUUAUUCUGAGGUGUUAUUUUAUGAGAACAUUUAGUAAAUGCCAGGAACUUAUUAUAAAAAUAUAAAUAGGAAACGCAAGCACAUUAUUUCUUACUGAAAGUGAUGGCCAUAAUACAUCCAGAGUCCUUGACCUAAAUAAACAUGCUUCUCAUUGAAGUGUAGUGCGUUCUUAGCAGAACGUUGGCUUUUUCUAGGGUAGAUGUCAAUGAAACAUCUAUACGUAGAUUACCGAUGUUACACAAAAAAGUGCAAAUAUACUGAAUAGCAAGAUUGGCUUGGUGGGUGGGAGAGACUAGAGAUGAAGAAAGUGACUAGUGGUGAGGAACAGAUAUGCAAGUGAGAAGAUGAGUAAGAUAGGAGGAAAUGUAAAGGACUGGUCAAAAACGUUUAUUGGUUUCCAUUAAUCUACCAAAUGAUCAGUACAUUAGGAUUCAUUUUAGCCAAAUCCCUCAGCCAAUGUACAUUAUUUCCAGCAAGAAACAAAAAAUGAUCAAAAUUGACAAAUGUUAAUAACUGUAGAAGGUAGGUGAUGAGUACAUAUAGGCUAAAAGAACUAUUUUAUUACUACGUAUGGUUUAACUAUGCAGUUAAGGGGAAAUACCCAAUAAAAACAAAUGCUAGGCCCCUGAAGGAGGGCUUGGCUACAGCCAGUUAGGAGACUAUGACCUUAAGGACAUGGGCCCCAACUUAAAUCUUAAACUUCAGAAUAGAACCCAGACCAAAUUCAGAAGGUGCAGUGCUCUAGAUCCCGUGACAUGGCACAGAUGUGGACGUGGCUCUUGUUUAAUUGCGAACAUCCUGCCGAAGACUCCAUCUUCGUUGAAAUUGUAAAAUCUCCCUGCUUUUCAAAGGCUCUAAAUGCAAAGAAAGUGGCUGCUGGGUGGCUAUUAAACUGCCCAGGGAUCAAGACACAAAGGAAAACUAAAGCUCUAAUUCUGGAAGUCUUUGUCAGUUGGCUUUCCAUAUUUUUACUUUGGCUUCUAGAAUUAAAAUGCUUCCUUGUUAUGGAAAGAAAAGGUAAUUUUUUUUUCCUUCCAGAUGCAUCAAACUAACACUUGAGAAGUUCUCUAGAGGGGAAGGCCCAGGGACAGCUGUCCUCAAAUGGCCAGUCCUGCCACUAUGAAGGCUGUUAACUGGUAAAGAUAGCACAAUCAUGGCUUUAGCUGCCUAGCAGUUCUCACCCUCCAGGACCUCCCCUGCAGUCAGUUGACAAGGGGCAAUUACUGAGAUUAUAGCAGUGACUUGGGACAAGAGCUGAUAGGGAGGUUGUUUCCAGAAGCACACAGGUUUUUGAAACCCUAUUUCAGUCAGCAAGAGACUGGAUGGCUUCUUGCGUUCUAGCCCAAGGACAUGCCAACAUAGUGCAGUGUGUUCCUCACUAGCAGUCCUGGGGUAGACUUAGGUAAAAGUCUAAUUGGUAGCAUCACUGUAUAUAGGUUGAAAUGCAAUCUUAGAUAUAGUAGUUUUAAUAUAGUAAGAUUGUCAUGUUUUUUAAAUGUAGCAGCAUUUUUGGAGGAAAUAUUUACCCAGAAGGAAAAGUGUUUUUAGUCUCUUCUUUAGCCAAUAACUUGGCACAACAUGGAUAUUGGGGUUUCCUCUUGUUAAGACAGCACAUGAUAUAAGAGUAAUAUCUAGAAGCUGUCCCUACUCCGGGGCGGGGGUCAUGACGAGCAGCAAGAUGCUAUCCACCAGCAGGACUGUUCAGGUAGUCAAGCCACAUACUCCAUUAAUAAGUUUCCCUGACAGACGUGACAACCCUAAACCCACUGCAUCAGAAGCUUUGAGAUCAGGAGGAAUAGCAUCACACUCCUCUGCAAUGUCCCAGCAUUCCAAGGGGUGUAAAUCACCAGAUUUGCUGAUGCAUCAAGGUUCGCCAGACACUGCAGAAAUAAUGAAGACGUUACCUCAGAAAUUCAAAAGGAAACUUGUGUCUCAAGAAGAAAUCAAAAUGAUCUCACGUGGAGGUAGAAUAAUUACUGACAAUGUGGCUGCUGUCUGUCAUCAGACAAAAAAAAUUAUCUUUACAAUAAAGGACUUCCAAAAUGACAAAUGAGAAACUGUACAUUAGACAACUUUAAUGAAACAGUCCACAAAUAAUAGAAGGUUUAGAUGGACACUGAUAUAUCCUAAUUUACAUAUCUGGGUCAGCUUCUCCACAAGCUUACCUAACCGUUUAUAUACUUUAUACUUAUUAAAGUAUACCUUUUUAAAUGGUAAUAAAGAAAAGAAUAAUAACCAAAUAUUAGAUAAUAACAAGUGUUGGUGAGGUUUUGGAGAAAUUGGAAUUCUCAUACGCUGCUGGUGGAAAUGUGAAACAGUGCAGCCACUGUAAGUCUGGCAGUUCCUCAAACAGAGUUACUAUGUGAUCUAGAAAUUCCACUUCUAGGUAGGUAUAUUCCCAAGAACUAAAAACAUGUCUACAGAAACUUGUACAUCAGUGUUCACAGAGUCAUUAUUCAUAAUGGCUAAAAAGGGGAAACACCCUUAAUGGCCAUCCACUGGUGGAUGAAUAAGUAAAAGGGGAUAUAGUCAUACAAUGGAAUAGUAUUUACCAAUAAGAAGUAAUGAAGCACCUUUACAUGCUACAAUAUGGAUGGACCCUGACAAUACUAUGCUGUCAAAGAAGCCAGUCAGAAAGGACAGCUUAUAUGAUGCCACUUAUAUGAUAAGUUCAGAAUAGGCAAAUCUAUAGACAGACGUUAGAUUAGUGGUUGGUUGCCCAGGGCUG